Messenger RNA from Cladophialophora yegresii CBS 114405, 1302 nucleotides. RefSeq lists its product as uncharacterized. The coding region runs from base 1 to 1302 and encodes 433 amino acids. Gene Ontology annotation, molecular function: transmembrane transporter activity. The transcript is spliced from 2 exons. Gene Ontology annotation, biological process: transmembrane transport. Gene Ontology annotation, cellular component: brush border membrane. NCBI's taxonomy places the organism in Eukaryota, Fungi, Ascomycota, Eurotiomycetes, Chaetothyriales, Herpotrichiellaceae. The record is from RefSeq and is a predicted model, not a curated record.
AUGGAAACCAUUACACCCGAAAGAAGAAAGAAGAUCCUGCGGGUGCUGUUCAUAUCGCUUCUUCUUGACCUGAUAUCCUUCACAUUCAUUCUUCCAUUGUUCCCCUCGCUCCUCACGUUCUACCGCAGCCUCGAGAAGCAUCCCUCUUCCGCACUGAACCGCAUUCUCCACUACUUGAACGCCUACAAGUCCUCUUUCGCCGUCCCCAUCAACGAGAAAUACGACAUCGUCCUGCUUGGAGGUGCGCUGGGUUCGCUCUUCUCGUUCUUGCAGGCCACUGCCAGCCCCGUGAUUGGAAGAGCCUCGGACAAAUAUGGCAGGCGAACAGCGCUGUUGUGGAGCAUGUGCGGCAACAUUGCCAGUGUCGCAUUAUGGUGCUUCGCCGUCGAUUUUCGGACUUUUCUGCUGAGUCGGGUCGUCGGCGGAUUGAGUGAGGGGAAUGUCCAGCUGGCGACGGCCAUUGCCACGGACAUCAGUACGGAUGAGCAGAGAGGAUCGACCAUGGCGCUCGUGGGUGCCUGCUUCAGCGUCGCCUUCACGUUCGGACCAGCCAUGGGAGCCGCCUUAGCGAGUGUCACGACCGUGAUCGCCAACCCUUUCGCAACUGCUGCCGGGUUCUCACUGCUUCUGAUUGUCCUGGAGACCCUGUACCUAUAUUUCCAGCUUCCGGAGACGAGACCGGCGAAGCGAGAGGCCCAUGGCUCGAAAACGGUCAGUAGGGCAUUCCGGCAUACCAACAACCCGCUCGUUUUGAACAUCGUCCAUUUUCUGUUCCUCCUGCCCUUUUCCGGAAUGGAGUUCUCGCUACCGUUUUUGAUCACCUCUGUUCUGUACCCGGAUCACUUGUCACCGUCGAAAAUGAAUGGACGAUUACUGGGCUUUGUCGGCCUGGUCGCCUCGAUUCUCCAAGGAUCGGUUGUACGACGCUUGCCUCCACUCACCGUGGUUAAGAUCGGAGUUGUAUCAAGCACACUCUCGUUCUUCCUCCUUUCUCGGAUCCAGGACACGGCUGGUCUGUACUGCGCUGGCGCACUACUUGCGGUCACCUCGGCCACGGUUGUGACUGGGUUGAACAGUCUCGGAAGUUUCGAGGCAAAGGAAAGUAAUCGAGGAGAGGUGCUGGGAGCUUUGAGGAGUUGGGGGCAAUUCGGCAGAGCGUUGGGUCCUAUUGUGUUUUGCAGCCUGUUCUGGUGGGCUGGUCGUGAGACGGCUUAUCUGAUGGGCGGCAGUGCCAUGCUGGGCGUUUCGGUGGUGGUAUUUACGGCAUUAAAGGCGCCAAAGGUGGAAAAGAAAGCUUCAUGA